This is a messenger RNA of Dermacentor andersoni, 2644 nucleotides long. RefSeq lists its product as uncharacterized. NCBI's taxonomy places the organism in Eukaryota, Metazoa, Arthropoda, Arachnida, Ixodida, Ixodidae. The record is from RefSeq and is a predicted model, not a curated record.
GUGUUCGUGUAACACGCGGGCGUCUUGAUAUAGCAAACGAGGAUCGCGGGCCGGCGUGAUCUCGCCCGCGAGGAGACGGAAGGCGAGAGUGAGGAGGUGAGUUUUGUCCGACGAGAAGAAGCGUCAAGCUAAAAGGAGUCGCAUCGGUGGGCGGUGCGUCAAAUCGCUCCUUCGACGGUCCAACGAAGUGCGUGCCAACAGCCGGUGAGAAAUAUGUCUCCGAUCGGACCACUCCACUCCAGCCUUCUCCUUGUUCUUCUUGGCUUGCUGCUGGGACAAUGCAGCGCCCAACUGAAGAGCGGUUGCAAGAUGCAGACACUGCGCGACUGCGGGUCCGACUAUGUGGUAUACAGCAACAACACAAGACUGCCGGAGGGUGGAGUGGAGUUCAAACAGAACUGCGAGCUGUACCUGAAACAAAUCGAGUGUUCUCAGAAAUUCGGCGAAAAAUGCCUCGACAACCUCGCCCGCCUCGUGAGCACGCUAGCGCUAAAGGCCGCUGAAGAGGACUUCGAGGCCGCCUGCACAGAGGGCAACGAACGCAACGACCUGUACAAGGCCAGCAUCAAGUGCAUGAACUCCGUCGGCGCCAAGCUUAACAUCUGCAUCAAGAACCUCUACGAGGGCCUGCAAACCGCCGUGUCCAAUGCCCAACGCGAGGAAAUCGUCUACUACUCCUGCUGUUCGUACCACAGCACGGUGGACUGCGCCGAGGCGGCACUGGCUGACUGCGACGAGCCCGACUCCCCGGCCCGCGAGUACAUCACCAGCGUCAUGGAGAGGGUGUUCGGCCAGGUUCUGGAGCUUGUGUGCGGACCCUACUCCCGCGGGUCCGCCAGCUGCCGAGAGCAGCCACCUCUGCCCCCUCUGGCGGCUAACGCGCCCAGGACGCCGAGCCUCGUCGAGCUCGCCAUCCAAAUCGCCACGUCGCUCCGGAAGAAGCCGUAGACAUCGGUUUUCAAACGCUUAUUGAAAGAAAAGGACACAAAAACACAUUUCUAGCAGCACUGCAAAGUAUUAUCUAGGGUACGGAAAAGCACCACCUCGUGAAAACCUUUCCCUCCGUCCUGUUCGACGCUUAUUGUAUUUAUUUUUUUAUAUAGUUUCAAAGGAGAGAUUGGCGCCUUUAGGCAUCACCGGCUAUACUACUCCCAUGGCAAAGCGAAUGACGUCGCAAAGAGCACGAGCACAUACAAACUUCAGCACACGAAUCUAGAAGGUCACUGAAGAUGUACAAGGAACAUUCACAAAAAAGUUUAAAAAAUGUGCAAUAUUCCAUAAAUAGAUAAAAGUGAUUAUAGUUUCUUAUAUCUAGCUGAAAUCAGUGUCUUUAUGCCUGCAUGCGUUUUUUUUUUUUUUUACCUUACUCCCUUUCGUUUAUCCCUCACUAUCUCAGGCCUGAUAAGCCUGUGCUAGGCUAGCCUCUCCAGAUAGAAUUAAAUAUUUUCUCUCUCUGCCUCUCGGUCAGCGAAGUCACUGCUGGAGCUACGCGUCUAAGAAACAACCCACCUGAAAGUUCGCAGCCAUGACGUCAUGAUAUUGCCACCCCCAACCUCCAAUCCCUCUCUAGAAAAGUAAGACACAGUGUUUUUAUAUUGGAAUGAAGACGAGGUAGGCACCUGUUCCGGCAUUAAGCACGUUGAAGGUUACAACUACGACGACACAACUGUAUCGGAGAGUUAGGAAACCAUAGGUGUGCAUAAGAGAACAUAUAAGCUACUUCAACGUGUGAAGAGAACUCUGGUGUUCUUUUUAUUCGUUUCCUUUUUUAGGCUAUGGAAGGGGAAAUGAUAGCUGUAACAUUAAGAGACAGGAAUACAUCGCUGUUGAUUAGAAAGUGAACAGGAGUUCUCCAAAUGGAGUUUGGCAGCUAGUCAUGUGACUCGCAGAGCAGAUUACCGGUUAUAAAAGGGACACAAUGGGUGCCAAUGUACGAGGAGCGCAGCCGAGGACGGCAGAAAAGUACGUUGUUAGAUGAAAUUGUAUAUUUUGUGGACUCGUGGCUGUAGCUUCAGAGCCAGUGGUCAGCUGAAGCUCUCGGAGACGACACAAGGUGCAAGGGCCGAAGCCCCCAGGCCAGCUGAACUGCUUCCUGGUCGCCGCUCCUCAUGCUCCGGCCCCAGGCUAGCUGCGCGUGGCACGGACGCAUAAGCCAGGCCCAGCUAGCGAUGAUGGCGACACAGCAGCGCAGCCAUGCAGCCGGCGUUCCCAUAAUAUGAUAAUGAGGCAGAUGAUGUUCUUCAGGGUUGCUUCUACAGCGGAGCCCGGCGAAUCCCACCUCAUGUAAAAGCUAUUUAUAGAAGGCAAUAAUAACAACCACGACAAAGGGACCCAUGCAGAGCUGCUGAGUCCAGACACUACAUCUUGUCGCACUCAUCUUGUCCUCGUCGUUUUUUGUUUUCUUAGCUAUUAGGAUGUCACAAUUACGAAGCUUGUUCAUGGUCAUGCCAUGCACUCGCCUGUAAAUGGACACGGGCCAUCUGUCUUGGCAUGUGCUAUUGUGAGCCUUUCAGCGCCAUCCUACAUGCUAUUUCCAACUCGUCAUCAAUCACCAUCACCCACACACAAAUCAUUGAGCGUAAAAUGUGUCGUUCCUACAAAAAAGCUUGUACAAAUAUUUCUGAAUAAACCCUCCACCAAUUUA